AAAAAAACGUUUGGCCAGGGGGGGAGCGUGCUGGCUGUGCCUGAUGCAGGAAUGAUAUCCGACUGGUUGGAGCAGCACGCGGGCCAACAUUGGAAGGGAGUCGACCUUGGACGCCUGACAAGGCAAUUAUCAGCUCAUCGGCUUCUUUCUGGCGCUGAGCGGCCUGGCCGUCACCAUGAUGGCCACCGUCAUGGUGGAGUGGAAGCGCCACUUUGAGGGCAAGUCCCACAGCAUCUACGAGGGCUUGUGGAUGAGCUGCAGCGGCGAGCACCGCACCACCUGCGAGCUGCACGAGUCCGUCCUGGAGCUGCCAUUGGAGAUCCAAAUAACGCGAGCGCUGCUGCUGCUCAGCAUCUUCCUGUCGGCCAUGGCCUUGCUGGUGUCCACCGUGGGGAUGAAGUGCACGCGCUUCAUGGACGACAAGGCCGUCAAGUCCACCGUGGCCCGCAUUGGAGGGGUUCUGUUCAUGGUCUCAGGUAUUCUGACUUUCAGCAUUACUUCCUGGUUUGUCAAGAAGAUUGUUCAUAAGGUCCAUGAGUCUCAUCAUCUGCACAGUUUUGAGUUUGGCAGGGCGGUGUUUGUGAGCUGGGCCGCCGGUCUCCUCACGACGGCCGGCGGAGCCUUCCUGAGCUGCGGGAGGUGCGCCAGGUCCUCGGCGUCCAGUUCUAUAAGCUCCAACCACCUCACGCCGCCAAGCCCCUCGGCGACGGUGUGCAGCCAAAAGGUGCCUGAUCACAAUCAAUGUCAUGACUACUGAUGGAUUAUUAUUGUCCUUCAAACCUUGUACUAAAACACACUACUGCUUUUAUACUAGGAAUUAUUAUUUUUUAAAUAUAUUUUAUUUUAUUUUUUCUAUACGUUUUUUUAAAAAAAAUUAUAUAUUUGUUUUUCCUUACUAGGAUUUCUUAAAUGUACUUUACUUUGUAUUGUUGCAUACUAUAAAUGUGUUUAUGUACAGUUUUUUGUGAGAAUAAAAAUACAAUA
Molecule: messenger RNA, 984 nt
Organism: Entelurus aequoreus (snake pipefish)
Lineage: Eukaryota; Metazoa; Chordata; Actinopteri; Syngnathiformes; Syngnathidae
Product: claudin-1
Exons: 5
Coding region: 176-757 (193 amino acids)
Biological process (GO): cell adhesion; bicellular tight junction assembly
Cellular component (GO): bicellular tight junction; plasma membrane
Molecular function (GO): structural molecule activity
Source: RefSeq, a predicted model, not a curated record